AUGUCGGACUCUGAGAAGUACGAGGCCAAGGUGGCCGUCGAGCCUGCCUACAACCAGCAGGGCCAGGACGAGGAGCUCGGCGCCGUCACACAAAGCAAUGGCGACAACAAGCUGCACACCGACCUCAAGAGUCGGCACAUGCAGAUGAUUGCCAUCGGUGGUGCCAUUGGAGCCGGCCUCUUCAUUGGAUCUGGUGGUGCUCUCUACAAGGGUGGCCCAGCUGCCUUGAUCAUCGGCUACUCCAUUGUCGGCUGCAUGUUGCUGCUCACCAUGCAGGCCCUUGCCGAGCUUGCUGUCUUGUACCCCGUCAACGGUGCCUUCUUCUCCUACGUCACAAGAUUCGUCGACCCUGCCUGGGGUUUCGCCAUGGGUUGGGACUAUGCCCUCGCCUGGCUCAUUGUCCUCCCCUUCGAACUCAUCGCCGCCGGCCUCACCAUCCACUUCUGGAACGACUCGAUCCCCAUGGCUGCCUGGGUCACUCUCUUCCUCGGCCUGCUGUGCUUGAUCCAGAUCUUUGGUGUGAGGGGCUACGGAGAAGUCGAGUUUGUUCUCUCCAUGAUCAAGAUUGCCGCCUGCGUCGGCUUCAUCAUCUUUGGCAUCAUUGUCAACGUCGGUGCUGUUGGCAACAAGGGAUACAUGGGCGUUAGCACGUGGCACGACCCGGGUGCCUUCAGGAACGGCUUCAACGGCUUCUGCUCCGUCUUUGUCGUCGCCGCCUUUGCUUUUGGUGGUACUGAGCUUGUCGGUCUUGCGGCUGCCGAGUCGGCGAACCCUCGCAAGGCCGUCCCUCUUGCCGCCAAGCAGGUCUUCUUCCGCGUUGCCUUCUUCUACAUUGUCAACCUCUUCAUCCUCGGCCUCAUCAUCCGCAGCGACGACCCGCGUCUUAAGAACUCCUCUGGUGCCAACUCGGCCGCCUCGCCCUUUGUGCUCGCCAUCCAGGAUGCCGGUGUCCAGGUCCUGCCCUCCAUCUUCAACGCCGUCAUCACCAUCUCGGUCAUCAGCGUUGCCAACUCGUGCACCUUCGGCUCGACCCGCACCAUGCAGGCCAUGGCAGCCCGCGGUAUGGCUCCCAAGUUCAUGUCCUACGUUGACAAGGCUGGCCGCCCCCUCUGGUGUGUCCUGAUUCAGCUCGUCUUUGGCCUUCUCGGCUACCUCACCCUUGCUGCCAACGGCAUGACUGUCCUGUACUGGCUGCUCGCCCUGUCUGGCCUUUCCUACUUCUUCGUCUGGGGCUCCUGCUGCCUUGCCCACAUCCGCUUCCGCCUCGCCUGGGCGCAGCAGGGCUACACCCUCAACCAGAUCCCCUACCAGGCCCCCUUUGGCAUCUGGGGCAGCGCCGUCGGCCUCGCGCUCAACGUCAUUUGCCUCAUCGCCACUGCCUACAAUGCGCUAUACCCCUCCCCGUCAGCCGUCCCCAACGCGGAGGACUUCUUCAUGUCCUUCCUCGCCGCGCCCAUCGUCCUCGCGCUCUACCUCGGCUACAAGAUCGUCAUGCGCGACUGGUCCCUCUGGGUCAAGCUCGCCGAGAUGGAUCUCAAGACGGGCAUCCGCAUCUACGACGAGGAGGAGGUUGGCGAGGCCCCCAAGACCUGGGCGAACCUGCCCCUCCGCAUCCUCAGGGCUUUCUUCUAA
Molecule: messenger RNA, 1632 nt
Organism: Microdochium trichocladiopsis
Lineage: Eukaryota; Fungi; Ascomycota; Sordariomycetes; Xylariales; Microdochiaceae
Product: amino acid permease
Exons: 3
Coding region: 1-1632 (543 amino acids)
Biological process (GO): amino acid transmembrane transport
Cellular component (GO): membrane
Molecular function (GO): amino acid transmembrane transporter activity
Source: RefSeq, a predicted model, not a curated record